UGACGUCACGUGACAGUUGUGUCAGCUGAGCAGGACGUCGCAAAGAUGGUGAUUUUCAGUGUGUAUGUGGUGAACAAGGCUGGAGGUUUAAUUUAUCAAUAUGACAACUAUGUCCCGAGAGCGGAGGCCGAGAAAACAUUUAGCUAUCCUUUAGAUUUAGUGCUCAAACAUCACGAUGAAAAGGUCGUCGUGUCGUUUGGACAGCGGGACGGAAUCAGAGUGGGCCAUGCAGUGCUGUCCAUCAAUGGAGUGGAUGUGCUUGGCAAGAACACAGCAGAAGGAAAGGACAUCAUUGAAUACUUAAAGGAUCCCUCAAAUUACCCAGUGUCUAUUCGCUUUGGACGAGCACGCCUGAGCUCCAAUGAGAAGCUGAUGCUGGCAUCUAUGUUCCAUUCCUUGUUUGCUAUAGGUUCACAGCUGUCUCCUGAGGUUGGCAGCUCAGGGAUUGAGAUGCUAGAGACGGACAUGUUCAAACUCCACUGCUUCCAGACUCUCACAGGGAUAAAGUUCAUCGUGCUCGCGGACCCUCGACAGUCUGGUAUUGAUGCACUACUGAGGAAGAUUUAUGAGAUCUAUUCAGAUUUUGCCCUCAAGAACCCGUUUUAUUCUUUGGAAAUGCCAAUCAGGUGUGAACUCUUUGACCAAAAUUUGAAGAGCUCGCUGGAGAUCGCAGAGAAAGCUGGCAACUUCGGAGCUGGAUCUUGAACCAGAGAGGAGUAGAAAGAGCGUGCUAUCAUUUCUAACCACAACAGAUCCCCUGACUUAUUUUAAAGUUGCGUUAAGUUUGCGGGAAAUACAAGUGGAUUCUGUGUCUUUUUCCAAGUUGGUAUCAGUUGACACAUUGUAAAUACAUUUUGUUUUGUAAAUACUUGAAGAUUAAAUGCUGCAAAAGUUUCACAUCAUGUUUGUUUUUGCUGCAAAUACGUUGAAUUAAUGAGGCAUUCAACUGUAGUCUAAGGGGCACUGAGAAUAAACAAUGAAAGUGACUGAAAAAACAUAACAACAAAGUAGCAUUUAUUCAAGCCUUUGACUGUUCUCAGAAGGAAGACCCCAUAUUUUAGCUUUCUACAAAAAAAAUGUGCAAGUGUUGUAAUUCCAUCACGAGUCAUAUUACAGAGUUGUUUUUUUUAACACAGAUACUGUAUAACGUACCAGUUUCCUAACCAGGUUCCAGUUUUGUGCUCCUAUGAUUGAAAUAACUUUCCUGUAAUUGUGUUUUGCGACACUUCAUUAUAUGACAUAAUGUGCAGUCA
Molecule: messenger RNA, 1253 nt
Organism: Epinephelus lanceolatus (giant grouper)
Lineage: Eukaryota; Metazoa; Chordata; Actinopteri; Perciformes; Serranidae
Gene: trappc4
Product: trafficking protein particle complex subunit 4
Biological process (GO): endoplasmic reticulum to Golgi vesicle-mediated transport
Cellular component (GO): TRAPP complex
Source: RefSeq, a predicted model, not a curated record